CCUUCUCUACAGAGCCGUUGCACCGAUGCUACAAACCGCACUCUUUUCCCAAAGGAAGGCUCAAAAGGUUCAUCCUUCCGGUUCGAUUUUUCCUGCGACUUGGAUCGACGAAAUCCAUUUCAUGGAGCCUCUAUUUUCUGGGUGAAUGGUUCAUGGACCCUGUUAAGAACCCCAUCUUCUGUCUCAAGUGGCCAUGGUAUCUCCCCUCUUCUCAAAAACCCAACCAGGAUAAUAAAGACCCUAAUGUAUGCGAACCCAGAACGCCGUUCCUCUUCAAACCCAUGCAAUUCAUUGGAAGUAUGGCCGUUAACCUUUUGAAUUCCUCUUUGAAAUCGCCCAUUAUAGCACAGAACCAUGCACUAUUCAAUGGGUUUUUACGACAAAAGGGAAGAGAGGAGAAGAACGGGUUGUCUGCCGAAGGACAGGGAGAGGCAGAGCUGAGGGCCUUGGCAAUGGCAUUGGCAAGAGGAAAGGAGGCCACUGUGAUAGAGUUUUACUCGCCCAAGUGUAGGCUCUGCCACUCUCUGUUGAAUUUGGUAUUGGAAAUGGAGAAUAGGAAUGGAGACUGGCUCUCCAUUGUUAUGGCUGAUGCUGAGAAUGAGAAAUGGCUUCCUGAGCUUCUUCAUUUUGAUAUCAAGUAUGUUCCUUGCUUUGUCCUCCUGGACAAGUAUGGCACGGCCAUAGCAAAGACUGGCGUUCCCACAAGUCGACUGCAUGUUGUUGCUGGCUUUUCUCACCUUCUUCGAAUAAAAUGCCCCCCCACCAAAAAUGUGCCUUGACUUAUAUCCAACUUUGAUAUUUUUGUUUAACGAAUUCAUUUUUAGUGAGAUAUAGGGAUGUGGACCAGUGUUGUUAUUCAUGAUCUUCACCAGCACAUUUACAUUGCAAGUUCUUGUUUAUGUGUUCGAUCGGACUGAAUGCAGUCCACAUUGGGAAUCGCCAAUCAUACCGGGAUAUGGUCGGCGCCGGUUCACUGCUA
This is a messenger RNA of Amborella trichopoda, 979 nucleotides long. RefSeq names its product Thioredoxin superfamily protein. Gene Ontology annotation, biological process: cell redox homeostasis. The record is from RefSeq and is a predicted model, not a curated record. NCBI's taxonomy places the organism in Eukaryota, Viridiplantae, Streptophyta, Magnoliopsida, Amborellales, Amborellaceae.